This is a messenger RNA of Lindgomyces ingoldianus, 2069 nucleotides long. RefSeq lists its product as uncharacterized. The transcript has 3 exons. The coding region runs from base 205 to 1839 and encodes 544 amino acids. Lineage: Eukaryota; Fungi; Ascomycota; Dothideomycetes; Pleosporales; Lindgomycetaceae. The record is from RefSeq and is a predicted model, not a curated record.
CCUACCUGGACAAGUACCAUAGAAAACGGAUGAAAGCGCUAAAUGUGGAUUCGAGAAAAAGAGGCAAAGUAGGCGUUUUUUGUUUUACGCAACAACGCAUUAGUCCUGCAACUCGUCACACUUGCUUUGAUCUCGGAAUCCUAGAUAUACUCAGUACCCAAGAGCUCAUCCUUUGCCGGAGGGACUCUUACGGCCUGUAAUGACAUGGAACUGAAAUAUAGGGUUAAGGUCUUCCUCCAGAGGCAUAGAACUUUCCGGCACUUCCUUUUCUGGACAACUUCCCCACUCUGGUAUCCGAUCUGCGUCAUCCUAUGGGGUUCGAUUAAAGGCCUUUGGAAAUGGGUGCUGAAGAAAUACGAUGAGAAAUUUGUACAACCACCAAGGGAUCUCUUGAAGCCGAAAGAGGUUCUAGAAAGGGGCUACAGAAGGAAACUGCGCGACGGCGUGAAGCCAUUAAAAUUGAACAGGCGUAGGGCCUUGACGUUAGUGUCGGGCGAGCCGGAGACUAAAUCGAGUACAUCGGGUUGUAGCUCUACUCCCAUGGAAGGACAGCAAGAAAAAAAGUGGAACAAAAAGCCCGAUGCUCUACUUCGCACGGAGAAGGCGUUGCCUCAAUCAACCAUUGAUCAGCUUGGAACUUGUGAAUUCUACAAGCUGCCUUUCGAAAUUCGAGAACUGAUCUGGAAAUACGCAGUUGGUGGCCACUUCAUCCAUAUUACAAGGAAGAAGGGAAGAUUGAGCAAUGUCUACUGCCCAGCCAAGGACCCAACAAAUCCCGAUCGCCGGGAUAUAUGUCUCCUGUCAAGGGAUCACCAUGGAUUCUAUGUGCCUACUAGGUGGCCUCGAGACAUGCGACCGUUGGCACUGAUAAUGACGUGUCGUCAAAUCUAUUCCGAGGCCAUCAACUUUCUGUACUCUCUGAACACUUUCUCUUUUGACGAGGUCGAUGUAGUAAUCGCAUUUUUCGCCACUCUUCUGCCCCAUCGGAAGAAUCUAACAACAUCCUUCCAUUUUACUUGCAACUUCACUCAGGUUGGCCCAAUACGGAACGUAUAUUUUGAACCUCGGAAUGACCGAGCCGGGAAUUGGCGAAGAGCCUGUGAUUUUCUCAAAAAACUACCAUUUCUACACUCCCUCACGAUUAGUCCGUCCUUCUUAUGCAUGAUCCAGUCCAGUGUACCCACUUCUAAGCUCCAAGACUACUUCGACAUGCUAGGUGAGGUUCGAGUACACAGCCCUAUACGGUUUGUUCUUCCUUGGGCCGAAACCCUCGAUGCUUGGCUGCAUCCACCUCGAGUCGCCGGAAAUAGGGCACUUUCUCCAACCGACCGCUUUAAAUUUAUGUGGCCAACACCAACCGAUAAUGCAGAGUGGCUGGGAUUCUUUGUCCCUUUCCAUGUGCAAUGCCUGCACUGUAAUUCCUACACAAUCAUUCGCAAAGCCACUCGAGGAAUUGCCCAAGUCAUACUUACAAGAGAAGGGCCAUACCUUACCCCAGUACAAUUUCCUAGACAACCGCCACUGAGCAAUCCCAAACUAUCGCGCUAUUGGACUUUUCACUCCUAUUGCAGAGGUUGGAUGGAAUUCCAGUAUGACUGGGUAGAAGAGAAAUGGAGUGUCACUCAAGGGGCCAGAAGGAUUACGGAUGAAGAAGCGGAGUUGCACCUGGCGGAAGAACGAAACCGUUACCCAGAGCUUAAACAACCUCAUGAGCGACUACAAGGGCUGUCCGUCAGGCCGCAUCCAUUGGAAAGAACGACUCAUUCUUAUAAUGACAAACACAUCGAUAUUCCGACGAAGCAGGCAUACUACAGGAAUGUAGGAUGGACAAAGAAUUGAGGCUGAUACUAUGAAUGCCUCUUUCAUUCUAUUGAAACCACAUAUUUUCCACUGGUGCGAUCUACGUUGCACCUGGGCUGCCUACCCAGUACAAGGCUUCGGCCCCGAAGAAGGCCUACCAAUCAAUGGGGUGGAUAUUGUUGGGAUCAGUGAACGUUGGCCGUCCAAGCGUACCGUGCGGAUCAGGAUAGAGGCUCCAGACAAGAGUUACCUCACUACCUGUUCCAGAU